Messenger RNA from Triticum turgidum subsp. durum (durum wheat), 378 nucleotides. The record is from the annotation of a GenBank genome assembly. NCBI's taxonomy places the organism in Eukaryota, Viridiplantae, Streptophyta, Magnoliopsida, Poales, Poaceae.
AUGUUUCCAGAUGCACUAGACCAUCUUCACAAUAAUAGUCGGCCAUCAGUAAUUCACUGCGAUUUGAAGCCUGGCAACAUCCUCCUUGACAGUGACUGGACUGCCAAGGUUGCCGACUUUGGGCUUUCAGAAAUCAUCGACCCGACUCUGCUAAAGGUCCAGCCAGACGACGAUGAUGAUACAAGGUUGAACAAUGCAUUAGUUUGCUUAGCUUCUGUUGUAAGAGUCGGCAUCUUGUGCUCAAAGGAAACACCAUCUGAGAGAAUGAACAUGAAAUAUGUUGCCGCUGAACUGCACAGUAUCAGAGACAGAAUCAAAGGUGCGGCCAUGGAAUCCUCUUCCCCACAAAUGGAAUCCUCUGACAAGGAAUGCCCUUAG